Molecule: messenger RNA, 750 nt
Organism: Moneuplotes crassus
Lineage: Eukaryota; Ciliophora; Spirotrichea; Euplotida; Euplotidae
Source: the annotation of a GenBank genome assembly
AUGUUUGGAGGUUUAGAUAGCCUCGCAUUGUCACAACAAGAUCAGACUCCGGAUUUAGACCAGCUUAGUUUAGACUCUUUUCAGAUGCAGACACAGACUCAACUGAAGCAUGAUGGUCAAUAUGAUACUGAUAUACUCCAGCCUCCUAUAGUGGCUGAAUCAAUUGCCAAACAAGAAUGUAGUAUUAUACCGCAUACAGUAGAUAAUGCUCAAGUUAUUGAAGCUUUUGAAAGUAAGCAAAUUUCAAAGAAACGUAAGAGGUGGUGUAAGAAAGAUGAUAGACUUCUUUUCAAAGUCAUCUACGACCUUGAGAAACAAGGUCUGCUCACUCUUGAUGAAUUGACAACUCUUGAUCCAAAGGAUGCAAAGUAUCACUUAAUUGUCAGACAUCUCCGACAACAGUUUGGGUGGAAGUCAUUAUACAAAGACUUGGUCAAGCGGAUCAAAAGUCGAAUCUCAGACUACUUCUCCCACAGAGACGUUAAACUGCUCAAAAAGAUUCUCAAGACUCAAUACGAUUACACAGAUCCUGACUUCGAGAAGAUUUUUCUGGAGUUUCCUGGCAAGUCUUUGCAAAGAGUCACUGAGCUCACCGAGAGGAUCUGUGAAAGCAAGAAGACCAAGGGGCUAAGUCUGAUUGAUGCCAACAACCAGAACUAGCCAAGAAAUAAUCAUUUAUGCCAAAUAUUCUGUUUCUAGAAUAACUAUAUUUUAGGACAGUUUACCAAUUAGGGUUUUAUUAUAAUCUUU